GCGGAUCACACACUGAUCACGCACCGACACUCUCUCCUCAUUGGCUAACGCUCAGCACACCUUUGUCGAUGAUUGGCUGGAGAUCAAACCACGCCCACACGGCCGCUGCUCGGUUUUCUGAAAUAAUUAUGUGAAUGAAUCUAAGCUCAAGAAACGGUGACAGUAUCAUAAUGAGACAUAGUUGUUCAGUCACAAUAAUAAACGAGAGAUAUAAUACAGCAUCAGUAUGUCAUCACUAUCUGAAAUUCGUGUGACAUGCACAGACAGGAGACAUUCAGAAGCUGUGGAGGCCCUGAUAUCCAUGAACAUUGACUGGGAGUCCGGGAAUGUCCAGAAGAGGGGAUUUCGGCCCUUGACACCUUCCUCUGAUGCCUGUGAGGAUUCAGUGUGUUCAGUCACUGCUGAUUUCCACCAGUCGUCCUUUGUGAGUGAGACAGAGGCCGUGUCGUGCAUGACUCCACCGUACAGUCCUGACUGUGACCAACACCAAGGGUCAGGGGUCACCAGAUCUCAAGCCAUCAGUGUGAUCCGCCACACGUCAGAUGCACUGAGUCAGAGCGCCAGUGACUCAGCAAUAAACCUCCAGCCUCUCAGAUCUGAUCCCCCAUCAGCCCCUGCUGCAGUGGUGUCCGAUUCUUCUUCUGGAAGCAUGCCAUCAGUUUCAGUCUUCCAGACGCUUCCACUCUCUCAAUCUUUUGCUGGUUCUGUAAACGUUUGUCAAGCCUCUGUGGUUUUUGUGGCCGGUCUGAUGACCAAAGGUUCAGUCAUGGUCAUCCUGCCCCCUAAACAAACACCUUCAUGUGGUUUGAAGUUUCCCGCCAUCGCUCCCGCUCCUCUCCACAACUCAUCCACAAACAGACCCGCAUCUGAAUCCACUCCGCCACGGACUCGCGACUAUGUCUGCACUCACCCGCACUGUGGGAAAACAUACUUCAAAAGCUCCCACCUGAAAGCACACCUGAGGACACACACAGGUGAGAAGCCGUUCAGGUGCUGCUGGGACGGCUGCUUGAGGCGCUUUGCCAGAUCUGAUGAACUUUCACGUCAUCGCCGCACACACACGGGAGAGAAGCGCUUCGCCUGCCCCGUAUGCCACAGUCGCUUCGUGCGCAGCGAUCACCUGGCAAAACACACACGCCGCCAUCUAACAGCCAAGAGAACGCCAGUGUGGCAGCAGGAGGUUUGCCAUCUUAACAACAUCACCAGUCUCUGUCGAACCCUGCAGCCUCUGGCUCCCAAGACUGACAGCUGACAGACCCAAACAAGGAGACGUCCUUGUGUAUCCAUCUUACUAUUUUUUUUUUUUUAAAUCGUUUAUUUUAUAUACACACACACACUACCAUUCAAAAGUUGGAAUAAUUACGAUUAUUUUUAUGCUUUUGAAAGAAGUUUCUUCUGCCCACCAAGGCUGCAUUUAUUUGUUCAAAAAUACAGUAGUACUGUGAAAUAUUCAUACAAUUUAAAAUACCGGUGUUUUCUAUGUGAAUAUAUUUUAAACUUAUUCCUGUGAUCAAAGCUGAAUUUUCAGCAUCAUUACUCCAGUCUUCAGUUUUACAUGAUCCUUCAGAAAUCACUCUAAUAUUCUUUAA
Molecule: messenger RNA, 1589 nt
Organism: Rhinichthys klamathensis goyatoka
Lineage: Eukaryota; Metazoa; Chordata; Actinopteri; Cypriniformes; Leuciscidae
Gene: klf10
Product: Kruppel like factor 10
Exons: 4
Coding region: 227-1252 (341 amino acids)
Biological process (GO): regulation of transcription by RNA polymerase II
Molecular function (GO): RNA polymerase II cis-regulatory region sequence-specific DNA binding; DNA-binding transcription factor activity, RNA polymerase II-specific
Source: RefSeq, a predicted model, not a curated record